GUUUUUAAUGUAUUUUAUUCACUUAAUGUUAAGCGCUUUGUGUUUCGGCGAAUGAAAGGCGCUAUAUAGAUUUAAUAAAGUCUGAAAGUUAAAGAUUUGUAUUUCAUCAAUUGUUUUGUGUCCAAAGGGAUAUGUUAUUGGAUAAAAUGAACAGGAAAUCACCAUUAGGUUGUGCACAAAUAACUAAAUCUUGUGGAGGUUGCACUAACUGUUUUAUGAGAAGUUCAAUUAUGUUGUGAGAAAUGCACUAAAUCGACUGAGGAAAAACAGUAAAAAAAAAUAAAUAAAUAAUAAAUAAAUAAAAAAUUCCGGAACUACUGUCUAAACGUGGAACCAUUCCGGACGUAUUUGACAGACGGACAUGGUCAAUGAAAAAAAAAACAACAAACGAGAAUACUUUACCAGAUCUCUUUGUUUUUUUUUUUUUAAUAUUUAUUGGCACAUUUGUCUUCAAAAAAGACACAAAACGAGACCGAAUGAUGAAGCGGAACUUUUCUCCCGAAACUUCGGACCGAUUUGAAUAUUUACAGGCUCUUGUCACAGAGUUUCAGGAUACAGACAGUGAAGAGGCAAAGGAGCAGGUUCUGGCAAACCUCGCCAACUUUGCCUACGACCCAAAGAAUACAGAGUAUCUGCGUCAGCUGCAAGUGACUGACCUGUUUCUGGACAUGCUGACUGAGAAGAAUGAGAACUUUAUUGAGUUUGGAAUGGGGGGGCUCUGUAACCUUAGUAUGGAUCCGGACUGCAGGGACCUCAUCCUGGACAGUGAUGGAAUCAGUUUAAUCACAAACUGUUUGUCAAACCAGAGGGAGGAGACGGUGCUGUCAGCAAUUACCACACUCAUGAACCUUGUGACUCCAGCUUCGCGCUCUCAGCUCACAGAGCCGGGCAUCCUGCAGUGCAUGCUGCGCUUCUCCCUCGCAGAGAGCCCCCGCCUGCACAACCUAGCUGCUGUGUUCCUGCAGGACUGCUGCACCGAGGAUCAGGUCAGGCAGGCUCAGCAGCAGAUGCAGGGACAGCAGAUGGCGGUCGGGAUCCCGCUUCCCAAGGACUAAAGAUUCUUCUUCAAACCAUAGACUGUAUAUAAAAUAAUUAUUAUAAAUAAAUAAAUUAUUAUAAAUAA
This is a messenger RNA of Oryzias melastigma (Indian medaka), 1123 nucleotides long. RefSeq names its product armadillo repeat containing 7 (gene armc7). Gene Ontology annotation, molecular function: protein binding. The record is from RefSeq and is a predicted model, not a curated record. Bases 369 to 1055 code for a protein of 228 amino acids. Lineage: Eukaryota; Metazoa; Chordata; Actinopteri; Beloniformes; Adrianichthyidae. The transcript has 3 exons.